Messenger RNA from Scylla paramamosain (green mud crab), 2251 nucleotides. RefSeq names its product cytochrome c oxidase assembly protein COX11, mitochondrial-like (gene Cox11). Gene Ontology annotation, cellular component: mitochondrial inner membrane. NCBI's taxonomy places the organism in Eukaryota, Metazoa, Arthropoda, Malacostraca, Decapoda, Portunidae. The record is from RefSeq and is a predicted model, not a curated record. Gene Ontology annotation, molecular function: copper ion binding. The coding region runs from base 155 to 964 and encodes 269 amino acids. The transcript is spliced from 4 exons.
CUUAUGUAUCUAUUUCCAUAAUACCCUAAAAUCACACAGUGCCGAUUGGAAGACAAAACAACGCCGCCUCAAGAUCAGGAUCAAGAUGUAAACAAAGUGACGUAAGGUUCAGGCGGCGGCGGUAGCCUGCAGUAAGCUUUCAUAACCCAACAAGAUGUACCUUUUAACCAGAACUACCUCGAUUUUCUGCCACACCACGAAAGGGAGACCACUGUGGCGACUCCUGCACCACCACAACACCACAAACACCCACCACACAAGGCGAGAGCACUGCAAUAUACUGACCAAGCGAAGUGGACUCAGUGAAUUAAGAUAUGGGUUGUUGUGGCGGCGUAACUUGACCUGUGGCGUUGUGGUGUUGGGGCAGGCGCGGGGUGGGGCGGGGCAGGGGUCAGGUCAGGGCACGAGGUCAACAUUGUACUACAUAGCGGCCCUGGGUGUGCUGACCCUAGGGUUGAGCUACGCUGCCGUGCCGCUGUACAGGAUAUUCUGCCAGGCAUACAGCUAUGGGGGCACCACUCAGCAGGGCCACGACGCGGAGAAGGUGGGCAGCAUGGAGACAGUGAAGGACAGGAUGCUGAAGAUUAGGUUCAAUGCUGACACUGCUGCCUCUAUGACUUGGAACUUCAGGCCACAGCAGAGGGAGGUGCAGGUUUACCCAGGAGAGACAGCCCUUGCCUUCUAUACCGCCCGCAACCCCACAGAUCGGCCAGUCAUCGGGGUUUCAACUUAUAAUGUAAUACCUUUCGAUGCUGGCCAGUAUUUCAAUAAGAUUCAGUGCUUCUGCUUUGAGGAACAGCAGCUCAACCCACAUGAAGAGGUUCACAUGCCAGUGUUCUUCUACAUUGACCCAGAGUUUGCCGAUGAUCCCAAGAUGGAGAAUAUUGACAUCAUAACUCUCUCCUACACCUUCUUUGAGGCACGGGAGGGAUUGCAGCUCCCCGUACCCCAGUUUGCAAGAUAGAGCUGGAGAGAGAGAGAGAGAGAGAGAGAGAGAGAGAGAGAGAGAGAGAGAGAGAGAGAGAGAGAGAGAGAGAGAGAGAGAGAGAGAGAGAGAGAGAGAGAGAGAGAGAGAGAGAGAGAGAGAGAGAGAGAGAGAGAGAGAGAGAGAGAGAGAGUUUAGUGAGGGAGAGUGUGAGUUUAGUGAAGUGAAAGAAGGAAUAAAAGGAGAGAGAGAGAGAGAGAGAGAGAGAGAAAAUGUAACUUAUUGUUUCUCCUGUUAAUAAUGUAGAAAUCUUGUUAAUCUGCCACUAGAACCAUAAAAACACCCUUAAAAACCCACAUCACUUACUGUUUCUCCAUCUAAUAAUGUAGAAAUCUUAUUAACCUGCCACUAGAACCAUAAAAACACCCUUGAAAACCUGCACACCUUCGUCUAGAGCCUUUUUGAAGUGGAGUCGUGCAAAGAAGUGUGUCAAUGCGGUGCCGAGUGACAGGAACAAUGAACCAGAUACUCAGAUACAAGACAAAUUCACAGCCUCACAGCACACACAGGCUGCACAAAGGACUGUUCCCCUGUACAUACGUGUCACUUGUGUUAUAUAAUGUUAGAGAUGAAAGAAAUGAUUUUAUUAGUUGUUUUUGUUGAUUCCUCUCUCUAUUCCUGGAAACAAAUGAAAAAUGGUAGUUUUGUUAUCAUUUUUUUUAUGAGUCUUUUUGUUAAUUGCCAGUCAAGUGUAUAGAUAAAUAGACUAUUACUACUACUACUACUACUACUACUGCUACUACUAUCCCUUUCCACCAAGAACUAACAGGGCCAUGAGUGUGAAUGAUUGUGUGUGUGUGUGUGUGUGUGUGUGUGUGUGGUGCCUUGUCUGGGCCGCUCCACAUGGGAUUGGCAGCCUGGUACAUAUAUAGAUACACUUGAGUCUAUUGCAAACAUAGAUUUAUAAGUGAACUCUGUAAAUCGUGUAAAUAACUUGUAAAAUUAAAGCUACGAGGAGAUGCGACUGACGGCUGUGUGUGUCUUGUGCCCUGGUUAGGUUAGGAAAAAGUGCAAAGUAGGUGUUCCAAUCAUUUACUUCCCAUUGCACACUGCUAGGCUGGGUGGCUGUGUCCUGCUGCUGCACACACACACACACACACACACACACACACACACACACACACAGACUUACGGUAAUGCUCUCACACACACACAUACAGUAACACUCAUACAUACACACAGACUGAAGGUAAUGCUCUCUCACACACACACACACACACACACACACACACACACACACACACACACACACACACACACACAGAC